Monascus purpureus is the source of this 6099-nucleotide messenger RNA. The record is from the annotation of a GenBank genome assembly. NCBI's taxonomy places the organism in Eukaryota, Fungi, Ascomycota, Eurotiomycetes, Eurotiales, Aspergillaceae.
UCCGUACCAACAUCGUCUUAACAUGUAUGUUUCCACGUGAUACAACUGCUUAGAUAAUCGGAAUGUUUCCCCGUGCCGGCCAUGCCAGAUCUGGACUAGCGGGCCUGCCAUCGUUCUUGUUCCCAGCCGUUCCUCUCCCCCGUCUAUUAUUAUUGCUCCUCCGUUCAUUUACCUCACUGUCGCCGACAUCUUCCCCGGCCGGAGCUCACUCUCACCUUGACUGGGCCAUCGUCCGCUGGAUUAUUGUCCUUCUUCUAUCUUUGCCUCUUUCUCUUGGGCUUCUUGUAGGUCGCCUAACUCACUUCUCUUUGUCAGAUCUCCCUUGCCUCUAGUUAGUCGCCCUUUUGUCUCUCUGCUUGACCUGACCCAGGACCCGUUCCAUCUUGCCUCCUUGUCCCCUCACAACUCUCUAUUCUUUUUUUUUUUUUUUUUUUUUUUUUUUUUUCUUUUUUUCAAUUAUUCAAUUUUCUGUUUAACUCUUUCUCUUGGCCUUUUAUUAUCUUCCCCUUUGCUUGAAAUCUUGAAGGACAUCCUAUCGUCGCGCCCUUGCCGGCCCUCGAGACCCUCCGCCAGCUCACAACUCCUGCGGGCGAACCUCUUUCUUGCUUCUUGUUCAUCCUUUUACUCUUCUUAUUUUUAGCCUCUGGACUCACUUUGUGGUCCGGAAUAUGAAACCAUGCCCCUAUAUUCUAUCUUCUGCCGCCCUACGGACCCUGGUCUUCUCAUCUUUUCGUUCCCACACGCCCUGUCUUUCUUGUCCCUCGUGAAUGUUGAUGCCGUCUCAGUCACCCCCUACAAUUCAUAAGAUUGAUUUGUUCUAAUGUUAACCAUGUCGGAACAUAGCUACUCCUGUCAUCCGUCUCGAACCGUGUUUGCUACGUCCGUCUUUAUCUGGCCGACUACUUUGGCCCCACACGUCUAUCAUUCAAAGAGGCCGCUGGCUGAAUCCACAAGAUGGAUUCCUACGAGAGCUAUGGGUCUCCAGUGAGAAACCGUGAUGAGAGCUCAUACGCAUCCCGGGCUGCUGUUGAUUCGUAUAGGCGCAGAUCACCUGCUUCUCAGGAUCGCCGACGUGGACGUGCACGUUCCCGGUCCCCUGCCGUUAUAGACCGCUACGAACCUUCCGACCGCCGGUCUUCUCGAGACGAUUACUAUGCCUCGUCGCGAGAACAAGCAAUGCGAGACCGCGAGGACCGCCGCCGUGUCCCGUCUCCCACGGUUGCCAACAUCGACCGCUAUGUCCCGGGACAAGAUUCCGGCAAGCGACCCAUUCCAACUAAUCCCCUUCCAAAUCCUCUAAGCCUUGAUUUUCAAGUUGGGUUUAAUUGGUUCGCUGAAUGGUGGAGGGCGGAACAGGCGAUCAAAGAAGAGAAGGAACGGGCGAAACACGGUGGGCGUCGCCCUUCUGAUCGUGUCAAGGGCGAGCGUGAAGCGCGCGAAGACCGAGAAAGGGAAAGAGCCCAAAUCCAGACCGCAUACGAUUCGUAUAAGGUGGACCUUCAGAUCAAGAUGGCUAGAAAUUUUGUGCACCAACAUAAGGGUGAGGAAUGGUUUAAGGAACGUUAUGUCCCCGAGGUUAGGGACUCUCUACGUCAGCGCUUGAUGGACUUUCGCAAAGGCGUAUAUGAACAGUGGCGCAACGACCUGGACAACGGCGUGUUUGAUGAGUUCACCUUGGAAGGCAUCUACAAAAGCGAAAGCGAUGGCGCAGGUGGCGUGAUUGAGAAAGAAGAAGGGGAGACGACUGCUGUUGGAGAGACUCUAAGUGUUCAGGAUCUGCUUCCAGCUCGGGGUGGAGAUUUGCGUGACGAGGCCUUGUCGCAACCGGCUUUGCUCAUCAAGACGUUGGCACCAAAUGUCAGCCGAGAGAAGGUCGAAGAGUUCUGCAAGGAGCAUCUCGGAGAGCAAGAUGGCGGGUUCAAAUGGCUCAGUUUAAGUGAUCCAAAUCCAUCAAAGAAGUAUCACCGUAUGGGAUGGAUCAUGUUGAAUCCCGCUCCGGAACAUGCCGUUGUGGAGAGGGGUGAUGGGAGAGAUGAGGAAGGGGAGGAAAUGGAAACGGAUGUCACUGCCAAUGGAGGUGUCAGUAUUAGUGCUGCUGAGAAGGCACUCGAGGCUAUCAACGACAAAGUCAUUCAUGAUCCUGUUCAUGGAGACUUUGUUUGUCAUGUUGGUGUUCACGUGCCUCCGUCUCAACCGCGGAAGAAAGCUCUGUGGGAUUUAUUCUCUGCUCCCGAACGCAUUGAGCGCGAUCUUGAGUUAGCCAGGCGAUUAGUGGCGAUGCUUGAUGGUGAGAUGGGAGAGAAGGUGGAUGGCUAUUCCAAGAUAGAGGAGCGGGUGGAAGAACUACGCGGCAAGGGAUGGUUGCAACCUCCUGUUACUGGGCCCGUGAGCUCGAAGAAGAGGCAAAGCGCGUUAGAUUCGGAAGAUGAAGGUGAAGCGGAAGAAGGCGAGGAACGGGAAGGUUGGGAUGACGACGAAGUCGACGAUGAAGACCUUUUGGCAAAGAAGAAAAAAUUGGACCUGAUGGUGGAGUACCUUCGCAGGGUAUACAAUUUUUGCUUCUUUUGCGUCUUUGAAAGCGAUUCAGUUCAUGAGCUAGUUCGAAAAUGUCCUGGUGGUCACCUUCGACGUCCACGCGCUGGCCUGACAAGCCAGGCGAAAAUGGUGGCUAGAGCCAGUGCCCUCGGGCAGCCAUUUCCCGUGAAAAAGAAGGAGCCAAGUGAAGAAGGGGAGGAGACAUCGCCGGCGGAGGAGAAGCGGCCACAGCGAUUUGCCUCCAAAUCGGAGCAGCAGCUACAACGCGCGUUCAACUGGGUCAAAACGUUCGAGGACAAACUAUUGCAAAUCCUCGAACCGGAUAAUGUCGACAUUCAGAAAUUGGGCGGCAAGCCAGUGGAUGAAGCGCUGGAAGAAGAAUUGUCAAAAUAUGUCAAGCAGGAAGACGAGUCGAAGUUCCGCUGCAAGGUGCCUGAAUGUACGAAGCUUUUUAAGGCAGAGCAUUUCUGGCGCAAGCACGUUGAGAAGCGACAUACAGAGUGGUUUGAAAAUAUUAAGAGCGAUCUUUCUCUGGUCAACGCUUAUGUCCUUGAUCCCGCUCGCAUCGCACCGUCCCGUGCGGAUGCGAAUAGCAAUGGGCAUUUCCCUCUUUCCGGACAACCUCAGACUGGUACACCUCGCGGUUUCAGUCUGUCAAAUAUGUCAUACUUCGGUAGCAAUGCCGUUCCUGGGAACUUCCAAGGCCUCCCGGUUACGGGUUUCCCAGGCUUUAUGGGGGUUAAUCAAGGCGGAUCCUGGAAUGCAAAUGGACUGAUCUCUGGAGAUGCUCCCGGGCUACAUCAGCCAGGCGUUAUGCGCAGAGGCGGUCGGUAUAAUAACCGCUCUGGACCGUACGAUCGCCGUGGAGGCCGAUUCAACCCUGGAGCAUCUGCAAGCGGUCGUUUGAGCCCAGUCCGGGGUAUGCCAAACCCGUAUAGUGCUGGCGGUCGACUGCCGCCCGGCGCAGGGUACAUUGCCCCUGGCCAUCCCGCCGCAGCCUUACUUGGAGCGGGAACAUUUCCUGAUGCUAUGGUUUCUGGCGGCGGUCAGCAGGGAAUGGGGCCUCGUGAAGCCGUCCAAGGACGCAGUAUCAAGAGCUAUGAAGAUCUUGAUGCGGUUGGCGGGCCUGGUAGCGGUGAACUAAACUACUAACUCAGAGAACUUCGGAUGUUAAUUCUGAUGCCUUGGUUUUUCUUCUUUUCACCGUCUUGUUUGACUUUGUUUUUAAACCAAUUUUCAUUGCUUAGGUAGCAGAUGAGUGCAAUCUUUCCAUGUGAUGUCUACAUCAGUCUGUCCCUCACCUUUUCUUUUUCUUAUAUCUUCAUUCCAUUGUGAGUUUCCCUAAGAUGCUUUCAGAAAAGCCCUCUUUCCUUUUGCUGUUGUUUUUUCUGGGCGGCUGGACCUAAUAGCAAGUUCCCUUUUAUUUAUUUUCUUCGGUUUAUGGGGUAGAUUGCUUGGUUACAUCUCACAUUCCUAUGUAAUGAAAUUCUGUUUCUGGUAAAGACGGAUGCAAAGGCAAAGCCGGCAAUGCAGCUUUGCCCAGCCAAAAAGUGAUAUAUCAUAUUGCACACUUGCCCUGGUAUUUCUUUCUUUCUUUCCAAUGGGGAAAUGAAAAGAGACAUUUCAUUUUAGAUUUUUCAUCCGAUCGGACCAUUGAGAGAAGAGUAAUACCGAUUUCAAUUCACACCAGUGUGUUCUGCAGAUGUAGUCUCCACACCACCAAUAUAACUUCAAAUUAAUUACUGCAGGAAGGUGGCCUAGAAAGGCAAGUUGGAGCGGUGUGUCCAAAGAUCCAAAAAUGAGAAAGGUAGCGCACAUGCACGUGUAUAAAAGAGGCAACUGUAACAGUAGAGAAGGGUAAAAUAGUAUGUCAUGGCAUCUGAAUAAUAACCUCCUCGCGACUGUCUCUCCACUGGGCGCCCAUUUUGCGAAUCCGGCGUUCACUAGCAAGGAAUAGAAGGAGGUAGACGUGUACUGCUAUCUCACCCCAAGCAUAGAUUUUGAGGGUUAGAGGUUUCAGAGAUGGCGUGUCAUAGCCGUCAUUGCUGCUGCUGCUACUCUGAUGAGACCGAUGCAUUCUUGCUGGGUCUCCUUCGGCCGGAAUUGCUGAGCUUGCAUUUCCCGCAGCUUUCCGAGAUAUGCUUUUACUUUGUGCCAGUUGCGUCUUUUCCUGAACUUGUUCUUCUAUGUCAGCAUGUGCCGGAGUCUGCACAGCAUCCUCGAGUAUACACCACACGCCCCAACCGGCACGGCCUUCCUUGGAAAUAAAGUCAGACAAGAAGGUCCAGAAACGAUCGAAGAAUGAAAUAUCCCAGUCAUUGAAAUUGGGGCUUGCAGUCCCGGCACUCCCAUGGGCCAUAUCUUGUUUGGAUGAGCAGCAUCCUGGCCGGUUCUGGUGUCUGUUCUCGUUGGCCACCGGGCAUAGAACUUUGUUUUCUUUUCGAGCAAUCUCUUCAGUAGUGUAUUCUCUGCCCUGGGUAAGGUUGAUGCGAAGAAACCAGUAGCCUCGUUCUAAAGUGUCAAGCUGUCUGGUCUGUUUUACCGGCUUAUACGUCCGUGCAGGUUUCAAGCGUUCUUCCAGCAUUUUCAGCGUUGGGGUAACGUGAGUUACGAAGCGUUUGGUCGAGACUGGGGGCGCGGGAGGAUAAAUUUGUAGAGGAAGAGAAGGAAAUGGUAUAUAUAAUUCCCGCUUCUUCACGGGCGUUGAAUUUCGACUGCUUCCGUCCGUUGCAGCCGACGCCGGUGGUAGGGUGUCGUCGUCGUCGUCGUCGUCGUCGUCUUCUUGUUUCUCUCUUACCAUAGGCGUCGAGUCCUUAUUGAUUGCCUUGGGGUCAUUCAUGGAUGGUAGUUGGGAGCUCGCAGGUCGCAUUGAUGCGGGAAAAGGUUGGUCAACUGAGGACCUCAAGCGCUUGCAAUCUGGUGAUUCUAGUAGAUCUUUAGCCUCCCGAAAAGCAUCCUCUGGGUUCGAGUCAGGUAUGACACUGAUUGGACUGCCAAAGGAAUCCCCUUGCGACAUGUUUUGGUGGGUUUGAGCUGGGGCGCAGUCUCGGUGAUGUCCAGCGCGGUAUGAUGAAAAAACGCAAGCCGAACUCGUAGAUCCAGGUGUAUUUGGCGGACGACGGAACAUCCCGUUUUCCUCCCCAUGACUGCUGAAGGUGUUCUGGGCACCAUCCAUGUGACUGCUUGGAGAAGUGCCACUUUGAAGCGAUGAAUGCGCUGAGAGUACGCCUCGCAAUUCAUCUCCCGAAUUUGCUUCUGGGGGACCCGGGCCUGCAGACGGGUUUGUUGAGGAAGAGACAGACGUAGCUUCUCUAACAGACGAUGCAGCUCCUGCGACACUUUCUUCUUCUUCCAAGUCUGCUACAUUGCAGCGCGAAACAGCUUCGAAGCCGAGAAUUGCCUGGACUUGUGCGCGAUACCUGGCAUCAUCCCUGGCCCCGCUGGGAGCAGAGAUGUGGACAAGUAUCUCUGUAUUCUGCAUUGGAUUCCAACAGAUUCACUCCCCGACUGGACCUCAUUGUGGGGUUUCAAGACUGUGCCUGAGGGUGAUGCGUUGUCAUUUUG